Sus scrofa (pig) is the source of this 1170-nucleotide messenger RNA. It is a transcript of the gene MACROD1, whose product is annotated as mono-ADP ribosylhydrolase 1. NCBI's taxonomy places the organism in Eukaryota, Metazoa, Chordata, Mammalia, Artiodactyla, Suidae. Gene Ontology annotation, biological process: DNA damage response; purine nucleoside metabolic process; peptidyl-glutamate ADP-deribosylation. Gene Ontology annotation, molecular function: ADP-ribosylglutamate-[protein] hydrolase activity. Gene Ontology annotation, cellular component: nucleoplasm. The record is from RefSeq and is marked provisional.
CUCUCCUAGCACCGUAAAUAGAGUCCAAGUGGGCGGGGAGCCGCCCUGCGCCGCCCGCUCAUGUCUCUGCAGAGCCGAGUGUCCGGCCGCCUGGCACAGCUGCGCGCGGCGGGGCAGCUGCUCGGCGCCCCGCGCCCCUGGCCCGGCCCCUCAGCGGGUGCCACGCGGACCCGCAGCAGUGCGUGCGGUCCCCCGGCGUCCCUGGGCGCGUACGACUCCGGCGCGCGGACCCCAGCGGGAGUUGGGGCUGGGGGGGCGGCAGCAGUGGGGCGGAGAGCCGGGGUGCGCACCUGGGCCCCCCUGGCCAUGGCGGCGAAGGUGGACCUGAGCACCUCCACCGACUGGAAGGAGGCAAAAUCCUUUCUGAAGGGCCUGAGUGACAAGCAGCGGGAGGAACAUUACUUCUGCCGGGACUUCAUCAGGCUAAAGAAGAUCCCGACUUGGAAGGAGACGGCGAAAGGGAUAACGGCGAAGGUGGAGGAGCCCAAGUAUAAGAAGGACAAGCAGCUCAACGAGAAGAUCUCCCUGUUCCGAGGCGACAUCACCAAACUGGAGGUGGACGCCAUCGUCAACGCCGCCAACAGCUCCCUGCUCGGAGGUGGCGGUGUGGACGGCUGCAUCCACCGGGCCGCUGGACCCCUGCUCACCGACGAGUGCAGGACUCUGCAGAGCUGCGAGACCGGCAAGGCCAAGAUCACCUGCGGCUAUCGGCUGCCAGCCAAAUAUGUCAUCCACACGGUGGGACCCAUCGCCCACGGAGAGCCCAGCGCCAGCCAGGCUGCCGAGCUCCGCAGCUGCUACCUGAGCAGCCUCGACCUGUUGCUGGAGCACCGGCUCCGCUCCGCGGCUUUCCCCUGCAUCUCCACGGGAGUGUUUGGCUACCCCAAUGAGGCGGCGGCCGAGGUAGUGCUGACCGCGUUGCGGGAGUGGCUGGAGCAGCACAAGGACAAGGUGGACCGGCUGAUCAUCUGCGUGUUCCUGGAGAAGGACGAGAACAUCUACCGGCAACGGCUCCCCUACUACUUCCCGGUUGCCUGACGGCACCCCGCCACCUACCCUGACCAGGACUGACUCGCCAGGGCCUGCCGGACCUCGCUCCCAGCUCUAAGAAGUCGAGGAAGCCUGCAUCUGGGCCUGGCCUGGCCACCCCGUUCUGUCCCUCUGCUUCCU